Messenger RNA from Kockovaella imperatae, 1606 nucleotides. Its product is annotated as autophagy protein Apg5-domain-containing protein. Lineage: Eukaryota; Fungi; Basidiomycota; Tremellomycetes; Tremellales; Cuniculitremaceae. The record is from RefSeq and is a predicted model, not a curated record. Gene Ontology annotation, biological process: cellular response to nitrogen starvation; autophagy of mitochondrion; nucleophagy. The transcript has 6 exons. Gene Ontology annotation, cellular component: phagophore assembly site membrane; cytoplasm; Atg12-Atg5-Atg16 complex. Bases 190 to 1374 code for a protein of 394 amino acids.
UCUGACGUAUCGAUAAGUCUAUACGAAGGCGUCAUCCAGCUCAUUUCGCAGCCCCAGGCUCCCGAAUCCUUUUGGUCAACAGCCUUCUGAUCCUUUGGAGCUGGUCGCAAGGACCAGACUAGAUUGAAUCUCAUGGCAUGACGAGCAGGCCGGGUAGUGGUCGAUUGGUCGAUUUUGUAAAGCGACGAAAUGACGCGGGUCUCGCGUUUAGACCUUUUACCUCUGAACAAUAAUCUAUUCAGCAGGGAACUCGAGGAGCGUGAGAGACGCCUAGGCCAAGCACACCUUGAUACGUUCUCGUUUCGAUCAUCUCUUGCUGCGUUCGCAAUGUCUACCCAUUCCGCUCAGUCCUCGACCAACCUAUUCCGCAGAUUGGCUUGGCAAUCCUCCAUACACCUAUUCAUUCGUCUAGCGGAUGGUGAACCUGGAGCCGGUUCCGGAUCGGACAGAUACUACAUGCAAGCUCCUCGCCACUCCUAUCUGCCUUUGCUCUUACCAGAGAUCCGGGAAAACCUCGUCGAACUAGCGCUGGACGACCAACAGCUGGCGGAUACAGAUGAGAAAGACUGGUGGUUUGAGGAGGAGGUCGAGGAGGGCUCUUCGGUGUUUGUGUCUCAAGGUCCUUGCAGGUGGCAUUGGCCAUUGGAUUUGAUCGAGCUAUAUUCUUUCAUCUCUCGAUCUGCAGCAUCGAGCUCAGACCCCACCGCCUCCUCAUCUACUUCCGCCUCAUCGUCCAAAUCUCGUCCGUUACGCCUAUUGUUGCAUUUAUCGAACCCACCAGCCGAUAAGCUCCUACUCAACAACACUGUCGAAGCGUGCAAGACUCAAUACAUCAAUCAAGUGAAAGAAGCAGACUUUGUCAGGUGGAGAAACACCACCAAAGUGACGAAUCUUCGACGGGCAGAUCUAGAAGCGGGUUGGGACGGUAUUGUACAGGACGACUACGACCUCUACAUGCGCAUGGCAUCGCGCAUACUUCCCCUGCCUAUUGCUGCGGGUGCUCCUAGCCCAUCGAUACCAUCUCGUCCACCCUCAACGGAUCCCGGCUCCUCAGGUCCAUCAAAGCCCGAAUCUGCGUACACUACGAGAGCGCUGCCAGUCAAGCUGUACCUUCCUGACAAUGCACCAGUCAUACAGGAGGUUGUCCCACCGAUGACAGCUGAUGGUAUGCCACUCUCUAUCCUUGCUCUUCUGCGGCAGCAUCUUCCUUUGCUCUUCCCUGCCUUGAAUGAGAAAGGUAGUCCGUACGACUUGGCUAUACCGGUCGCUCAAGGCAUCGAGAUCCCGCCGGAGGCAGAGGUAGCUUGGCUGUCUGCUUGUAUGUGUGGCGUCGAUGGAUGGCUCCGGAUAGGCAUCCAGUUGAGGGCAGCGUAACGAUGGAUGUUAUUACCGGGUGUCGCCGAACCGCGCGUGUAGACAAAUCGGGUUGAUCUCGGGCCAAUGUAUGACUCAUGAGACCUCCACCUUCACCGACCGUUUGACAUGACAAAGCGAACCUGGCUGACACAUCUCGUGCCGUGUCCUUACAUCCAAGCCAGCACGAUUCCACAAGAUGAGCACUACAGUCUUGAUCUCAGGAGCCAACAGAGGGUGAGCCCAUUCAGCC